Molecule: messenger RNA, 195 nt
Organism: Acaulospora morrowiae
Lineage: Eukaryota; Fungi; Glomeromycota; Glomeromycetes; Diversisporales; Acaulosporaceae
Source: the annotation of a GenBank genome assembly
CCAUGGGAAAUUCCUUUCAGAGAUAUAAGACAGGCAACAUACAGCUAUGCUGCCCAGGGAAUCGAACCUAUGCAAUGGAGUUCAUCAGGAAGCGCAACGGGUUACGCAGGUCGCAAAGUCACGGCGGAUUUUCCCGAUGCGCUCGAUCAUCUGGAGCGCGGACCGUUCGGCAAGGUGGUUGUCGAGAUCGGCUGA